Frankliniella occidentalis (western flower thrips) is the source of this 1357-nucleotide messenger RNA. Its product is annotated as trypsin beta-like. The transcript is spliced from 10 exons. Bases 262 to 1296 code for a protein of 344 amino acids. The record is from RefSeq and is a predicted model, not a curated record. Gene Ontology annotation, molecular function: serine-type endopeptidase activity. Gene Ontology annotation, biological process: proteolysis. Lineage: Eukaryota; Metazoa; Arthropoda; Insecta; Thysanoptera; Thripidae.
GUCUCGCACACGCUCCGCCACGCUUCCUUGAUCGCUGUCCGUCCCAUCCGCUCGGCGCCGGCCGAGGCCGACGAGGAGGCCACGAUCCGGAAAGGAAUGCGUCACCAAGGCGUCGAGCAGCUCCAUCAGCCCCAUUGUAGGGCGGGCGGUGCAGGCGGCGGUGCCCGAGCAGCCCGAGCACCAGCGGCCCGGGAGUGCAGCGAGGGCAGCGAGCCAGCUGUGCUGAGCUAGCGGGGCGCGCAACGGCUGCGACAAGCCCUGAUGGCGCACAUGGCGCCGCGGCUCACCCUGGCGUGGCUCGCGCUGCUGGGGACGCUGUGCCUGGCCCACGCCGCCAGCACGGGCGGGCCUGCCAGUGCCUCGUCGACGGCCGGACCUCUGGCUGACGGCGGUCUUGUUUUCUCCGCUGCCCCGGCCCGGGCCAGCGGGAAUGACACGUCCCACUUGCUGAUGCGGGGCGCCAUCCCGGACGGCGUCGACGCCAAACGGCCCAAGAUCGUCGGCGGCGAAAAGGCCGAACUGGGCCAGUUCCCGCACCAGGUGUCCAUCCGGCAGCAGCAGAGGACGCACUUCUGCGGCGGCUCCAUCGUCAGCAAGACGCACGUGCUCACAGCGGCCCACUGCUUUGACGACAAGCCCAACAUGUUCAACCAGCUCAUGGUCACGGCCGGCUCGCUCACCUGGAUGCCCAACACGUUGACGGCGGGCGGCUACACCCGCGACGUCAAGGACGGCCUGGUCCACGAGAAGUGGGUGCCGGGGGCCAACAAGAAGUGGUACGACAUCGCGGUGCUCGAGGUGGCGGAGCCGUUCGAGGAAUGGAGCAACCAAGCCAACGCCAUCCUCAUCAACACCAAGGAGCCCCUGGACGUGGGCAUGGACUGUCACGUCAGCGGCUGGGGCAGGACGGUCGACUCGGACUCGGCCAAGCCGGCUGAGGAGUUGCUGUGGACCACGGUGCAGAUCAAGGACCUCGAGGCGUGCAGCAGCAAGUACGGAGAUGCGAUGGGACCGGGAAGCAUCUGCGCGGGCUACGACCCGGGCGGCAAGGACUCGUGCCAGGGCGACUCCGGCGGCCCGCUGACGUGCGACGGCCGCCUAGCCGGCGUCGUGUCCUUUGGGCACGGCUGUGCCGUGGCCGGCUUCCCCGGGGUGUACACGGCCACGUCCGGCCACUUGGACUGGAUCCGCGAGCACACCGGCGCCCAGAGCGGCCAGGCCCGCCUCACGCCGCUCGCCGCCCCCAUGGUCGCCCACACCCUCCUCAUGCUGGUCCUCGUGGGAGCGCUGUCCUAAAAAAAGAGGACUUUCGCACGUCUUCAGGCAACCAUUAAAUUUUCCCCCUUCUCCGGCGUGA